This is a messenger RNA of Hipposideros armiger (great roundleaf bat), 8665 nucleotides long. It is a transcript of the gene NBEAL2, whose product is annotated as neurobeachin like 2. The record is from RefSeq and is a predicted model, not a curated record. Gene Ontology annotation, cellular component: membrane; cytosol. The transcript is spliced from 54 exons. NCBI's taxonomy places the organism in Eukaryota, Metazoa, Chordata, Mammalia, Chiroptera, Hipposideridae. Gene Ontology annotation, biological process: intracellular protein localization. The coding region runs from base 72 to 8297 and encodes 2741 amino acids. Gene Ontology annotation, molecular function: protein kinase binding.
CCGGCGGGCGGCGCGGAGGAGGCGGCGGUGGCGGCAGGUGGCGCGCAGCAGGGCCGGAGCUGGGCCGGGCCAUGGCCGCUUCGGAGCGGCUCUACAAGUUGUGGCUGCUCUACUACGCGCAGAAGGACCUGGGGUACCUGCAGCAGUGGCUGAAGGCCUUUGUGGGUACCUUCGAGAAGAGCAUCUCACUGUCCUCCCUGGAGCCACGCAGGCCGGAGGAAGCAGGUGCAGAGGUGCCCCUGCUUCCGCUGGACGCGCUGCAUACGUUGGCCAAGCAGCUGGACGAGGGGGACCUGGAGCAAGCCCUGCUGCUGCUCAAGCUCUUCAUCAUCCUCUGCAGGAACCUGGAGAAUGUGCAGGCGGGCCGGGGCCGGGUGCUGGUGCCUCGGGUGCUGGCACUGCUGACCCGGUUGAUGGCCGAGCUGAAAGGACACCCACCACAGCAGGAAGGCCGGGGGCCCCAGCUGGAGGACGUGGCCCUGCAUGCCUUCCUCCUGUGUGAGGGCCUCUUUGACCCCUACCAGACCUGGCGCCGCCAGCACAGCGGGGAAGUCAUCAGUGCCAAGGAGAAGAGCAAAUACAAGUUCCGUCCUGCCGCUUUGCCCUGUGAAUUCAGCGCCUUCUUCCGAGAGAGCCUGCAGGAUGCAGACCACUUGCCUCCCAUGCUGCUGCUACGUCUCAUCCACCUCUUUGGUGCUGUCCUUGCAGGAGGGAAGGAGAAUGGGCAGACGGCUGUGAGUGCUGGCUCUGUGCAGGGCUUGCUGGGUGUGGUGCAGGGCUGGGGCUGUGGGCCAGCUCAAGACCCCCGCCUAGUGCCGCUGGCGCUAGAGGCCCUGGUGGGCACAGUACAUGUCCUGCAUGCCAGCCACACACCCCCCCGAGGUCCAGAGCUCCGCGCCCUGCUUGAGGGUUACUUCCGCAUCCUUAAUGCUGAUUGGCCAGCUGGGCCAAGCCCAGGCCCUGAAGAGGCCCUUGUCACCCUACGAGUCAGCAUGCUCGACGCCAUCCCUAUGAUGCUGGCAUGCGAGGACCGGCCAGUGCUGCAGGCCACCUUCCUCAGCAACAAUUGCUUUGAACACCUUACUCGCCUCAUCCAGAACAGCAAGCUGUACCUGCAGGCCCGGGCGCCCCCUGAGGGGGACAGUGACCUGGCUACCCGGUUACUGACCGAGCCCGAUGUCCAGAAGGUACUGGACCAGGACACAGAUGCCAUUGCAGUCCACGUAGUCAGAGUGCUGACCUGCAUCAUGAGUGGCUCCCCUUCGGCCAAGGAGGUGUUCAAGGAGCGCAUCGGCUACCCUCAUCUGCACGAGGUUCUGCAGAGCCAUGGUCCCCCUACCCAUCGGCUGUUGCAAGAGCUGCUCAACAUGGCCGUGGAGGGUGACCACAGCAUAUGUCCGCCACCACCAAUCCGCAACGAGCAGCCGGUGCUGGUGCUGAUGCAGUGGCUGCCGGCACUGCCCACGGCUGAGCUGCGGCUCUUCCUAGCACAACGCCUCUGGUGGCUCUGUGACAGCUGCCCCGCCAGCCGUGCCACGUGCGUGCAGGCUGGCCUUGUAGACUGCCUGUUGGAGACGCUCAGCAUGGGGGAAGCCCUGGGGGCCCGCUGCCAGGAGCAGCUGCUGGCGCUGCUGCAAGCACUGGGCCGCGUGUCACUAAGGCCCUUGGAGCUUCGUCGCCUGCUUCGCCCCCCACCAGGGCUGGACUCAGGGCCGGGUGGAGCUGAGGCUGGCAAUGCCCGACACGCAGGUGCCAUCAUUCGUGCGUUAUCAGGCAUGGCUCGGCACCAGGGCCCUGCACGAGCCCUACGCUAUUUUGACCUCACACCCAGCAUGGCGGGUAUCAUGGUGCCCUCUGUGCAGCGAUGGCCAGGAACUGGCUUCACUUUCCAUGCCUGGCUCUGUCUGCACCCCACGGCUGCAGUGGCUGCCCCGGCUUCCUCCCGGCCACUCCAGCGGAAGCAGCUGUACAGCUUCUUCACCAGCAGUGGCUCAGGGUUUGAGGCCUUCUUCACGGCGGCUGGGACCCUAGUGGUGGCAGUGUGCACCCGGAAGGAUUACUUGACCAUGAGCUUGCCUGAAGUGUCCUUUGCCGACUCUGCCUGGCACUGUGUGGCCAUCGUCCAUGUGCCUGGACGCCUGCUCUUCAGCCAUAAGAACCUGGUCUCUGUCUACAAAGAUGGCCAUCUGGUCAAAACCGCGCCCCUGCGCUGCCCGUCCCUCAGUGAGCCCUUCUCCUCCUGCUGUAUCGGCUCCGCUGGGCACCGCACGACGACCACCACCACGGGGCUGCCUGCGCCGCCAGUCCCCACUGCCCUGGCUCAUACGCACCCCUCCCUCAUCCGCUCCCAGUCAGUCCCAGCCACCACAGGGCUUGGCUGGGGGUCCGGGCUGGUGGCCCCCCUGCAGGAGGGCAGCAUCAGCUCCACCCUUGCAGGCACACAGGACACUCGGUGGGGUAGCCCCACAUCCCUGGAGGGCGAGUUGGGGGCCGUGGCCAUCUUCCAUGAAGCCCUGCAGGAGGCGUCCUUGCAGGUCCUGUACAACUUAGGGCCCAAUGAGACAGCACCCUUCAAGCCCGAAGGUGAACUGCAUGAGCUCGGCACCAAGCUGCUUCUCCAUUACUCACCUCAGGCCUGUAAGAACAACAUCUGCCUGGACCUGUCCCCUGGCCACGGGCUGGAUGGCCGCCUGACGGGCCAUAGAGUGGAGACCUGGGAUGUGAAGGAUGUGGUGAACUGUGUGGGAGGCAUGGGUGCCCUGCUGCCCCUGCUGGAGCGAGUGGCUACACAGCCCCAAGAGGCUGAGGCAGGUCCAGCUGAAACACAUGACCUUGUGGGACCUGAGCUGACCUCUGGCCACAACACCCAGGGCCUGCUACUCCCACUGAGUAAGUCCUCAGAGGAGCGAAUGGAGAGGAACGCGGUGGCUGCCUUUCUGCUGAUGCUGCGGAACUUCCUGCAGGGCCACGCUGUGAACCAGGAGAGCCUGCUGCAGUGCCAGGGCCCUGCCAUCAUCGGGGCGCUCCUGCGCAAGGUCCCCAGCUGGGCCAUGGACAUGAAUGUGCUCAUGUCAGCCCAGCUGCUGAUGGACCAGCUGGCAGCUGAGGGCAGUGGGCCCCUCCUGUACCUGCUCUACCAGCAUUUGCUCUUCAACUUUCAUCUCUGGACCUUCAGUGACUUUGCUGUGCGCCUUGGCCACAUCCAGUACAUGUCCAGCAUAGUCCGUGAGCACAGACAGAAGCUACGGAAGAAGUAUGGGGUCCAGUUCAUCCUCGAUGCUCUGCGCACCCACUACAGCCCACAGCGGGAGCGCCCCCUAGCGGCCGACGACCUGCGAACGGUGCAGACUUCACUCCUGGGCCUGGCUCGGGAGUUCCUGGUGCGAAGCUCCUCUACUGAUGACAUGCAGGUCCUGCUGAGCUUUCUGGCAGCAGCGAGUGAUGAUGGUCAGGUGGCGGGUGCCCUGGACCUGCUGCUGGCACUACUGCAGGGCUCACCAGCACAGGAGUCUCUGGCUGUCUUCCUCCUGGAGCCGGGGAACCUGGAAGUGCUGCUGGCACUGCUGGUGCGGCCAAGGUCACUGCCCCUGGUGCCCGACCGAGUCUGCAAGAUCCUGCGCAGACUACGGCAGAAUGAGCGCUUACCUGAGCGGAGCCGCCAGCGGCUCCGGCUGCGAGAGUGUGGUCUCCAGGGUCUCGUCGCUUGCCUGCCAGAGGGGGCAGUUUCCCUCCAGCUCUGUCAGGGCCUCUACAAGCUGUUCCUGGGGACAGAUUUCCUGAACCUCUCAGAUCUGAUGGCUGUGGUGCAGCUGUCUCUCCAGGCUGACCUCAGCGUCCGCCUGGACAUCUGUCGCCAGCUCUUCCACCUCAUCCACGGACAGCCCGACAUAGUGCGGCUGCUGGCCCGACAAGCCAGCUGGCAGGAUGUGCUGACCCGGUUGUACGUACUGGAGGCUGCCACGGCCAGCAGUCCUCUGCCUUUUCCUCCAGAGCUGCCCGCCUCCCCAGAGCCAGCUUUAUCCAAGCCACCCACUGAGUCACCUGAACCUUCGGACGUCUUCCUGCCCUCAGAUGCCCCCUGCCCCGACCCUGAUGCCUUUUACCAAGCUCUCUCCCCGUUCUGUGCACCCUUUGACCUGGGCCUGGAACGGGCCAGCGUGGGCUCAGGCAACACUGCUGGUGGUGGCAGCAGUAGUGGGACUCUUACCCCAGCUAGCCAGCCUGGCACACCUUCCCCGCUGGAUGGGCCCCGGCCCUUCCCUGCCGCCCAUGGCCGCCUCAGCUCCAGUCUCUCCAAUGUGCUGGAGGACGGCAGCCUCCCGGAGCCCACCAUCAGUGGGGAUGACACUUCUAAUACCAGCAACCCUCAGCAAACCCCUGAGGAGGAGUUGUGCAACCUGCUCACCAACAUGCUGUUCUUGGUGACAUGGCGGGGUGUGGAAGGCAGUGACGAGGCCGCCUGGCGGGAACGUGGCCAGGUCUUCUCGGUGCUCACCCAGCUGGGGGCCUCAGCCACACUUGUGCGCCCACCAGACUGUAUCAAGCGCAGCCUCCUGGAGAUGAUGCUGGAGUCAGCCCUGACCGACAUCAAAGAGGCCCCCGCUGGGGUCCUGGCCAGCUUCACCCAGCAGGUGCUUUGGCUGCUGCGCCUGCUGCAGGACUUCCUGUGCUCUGAGGGCCAUGGCAAUCAGGAACUGUGGAGUGAGAAGCUCUUUGAAGGUGUGUGCAGCCUGCUUGAUCGCCUGGGAGCCUGGCCACACCUGGCCAAUGGCACAGCAGAUCUCCGAGAGAUGGCACAGAUCGGCCUGCACCUGGUGCUGGGCUACAUCCUACUGGAGGACCCACAGCUGCACUCCCAGGCCUAUGUGAGGCUGCACGCAUUGCUGCAGACUGCUGUGCCCAUGCGCCGGGAGGAGGCCUGCUAUGUGCUCUCCAAGUUGGAGGCGGCACUGGCGCGGGCUUUGAACACCACCCUCUACAAGACGGCCACUGAGGACCAUGGGCCCCCAACUACAGCUGCUGCAACUUCGGAGCGCUGCUCGUGGCUAGUGCCCCUGGUGCGCACGCUGCUGGACCGUGCUUAUGGGGCACUGGGGCUGCAGUCCGGGCUGCCUUCCCUCCCGCCCACCAACGGCAGCCCCACCUUCUUUGAGGACUUCCAGGCCUUUUGUGCCACAGCCGAAUGGCGCCACUUCAUCGACAAGCAGGUGCAGCCCAUCAUGUCACAGUUUGAAAUGGACACCUAUGCUAAGAGCCACGACCUCAUGUCUGGCUUCUGGAACUCUUGCUAUGACACGCUCAUGAGCAGUGGGCAGCGGCGCCAGAGGGAGAGGGCACAGAGUCGUCAGGCCUUCCAGGAGUUGGUCCUGGAACCUGUGCAGCGGCGGGCGCGUCUGGAGGGGCUGCGCUAUGCGGCUGCGCUGAAGCAGCAGGCUGCACAGCAUUCCACUGUCCUGCUGCACUGGGGGGCGCUGUGGCGACAGCUCUCCAGCCCCUGCGGACCCUGGGCCCUGAGGGAUCCGCCCACCCCCCGGUGGAAGAUGUCAAGCGUGGAGACAUACUCGCGCAUGCGUCUGAAGCUGGUGCCCAACCAUCACUUCAACCCUCACCUGGAAGCCAGCGCCCUACGGGACAAUCUGGGUGAGGCCCCCUUGACACCCACCGAGGAGGCCUCGCUACCUCUAGCAGUGACCAAAGAGGCCAAAGUCAGCACCCUGUCUGAGGAUCUGCAGGAAGACCAGCUGGGCGAGGAUGAGCUGGCUUCGUUGGAGACCCUGAUGGAGGCAGCAGAACUGGACGAGCAGCAUGAGAAGCUGGUUCUGUCAGCUGAAUGCCAACUGGUCACAGUGGUGGCUGUGGUCCCAGGGCUGCUGGAGGUCACCACACAGCACGUUUACUUCUACGAUUGUAGUACUGAGCGCGUGGAAACUGAGGAGGGUAUUGGCCAUGACUUCCGGCGCCCGCUGGCCCAGCUGCGUGAGGUCCACCUACGGCGUUUCAACCUGCGCCGUUCAGCACUUGAACUCUUCUUCAUUGAUCAGGCCAACUACUUCCUCAACUUCCCAUGCAAGGUGGGCGGGACUGCAGCCUCAUCUCCUUGCCAAGCCCCCAGGCCCCAACCCUGCCCCAUCCCACCCCACACCCAGGUACGGAACCAGGUGUACAAGUGGCUCCUGCGCCUGCGACCCCCUACCCAAGGUUACCUAAGCAGCCGCUCCCCCCAGGAGAUGCUGGACGCCUCAGGUCUUACCCAGAAAUGGGUACAGCGUGAGAUAUCCAACUUUGAAUACUUGAUGCAACUCAACACCAUUGCGGGGCGGACCUACAACGACUUGUCUCAGUACCCUGUGUUCCCCUGGGUCCUACAGGACUAUGUGUCCCCAACCUUGGAUCUCAGCAACCCGGCUGUCUUCCGGGACCUGUCCAAGCCCAUCGGUGUGGUGAACCCCAAGCAUGCCCAGCUCGUGAGGGAGAAGUAUGAGAGCUUCGAGGACCCAGCGGGCACCAUUGACAAGUUUCACUAUGGCACCCACUAUUCCAACGCAGCGGGCGUGAUGCACUACCUCAUCCGCAUGGAGCCCUUCACCUCCCUGCACGUCCAGCUGCAGAGUGGCCGCUUUGACUGCUCUGACCGGCAGUUCCACUCGGUGGCAGCAGCCUGGCAAGCACGCCUGGACAGCCUGGCUGAUGUGAAGGAGCUCAUCCCAGAGUUCUUCUACUUCCCCGACUUCCUGGAGAACCAGAAUGGCUUUGACCUGGGCUGCCUGCAGCUGACCAAUGAGAAGGUGGGCGACGUGGUGCUGCCCCCAUGGGCCAGCUCUCCUGAGGACUUCAUCCAGCAGCACCGCCAGGCUCUGGAGUCAGAGUACGUGUCUGCCCACCUGCAUGAGUGGAUUGACCUCAUCUUUGGCUAUAAGCAGCGGGGGCCGGCUGCGGAGGAGGCCCUCAAUGUCUUUUAUUACUGCACCUAUGAAGGGGCUGUGGACCUGGACCACGUGCCAGAUGAACGGGAACGGAAGGCUCUGGAGGGCAUUAUCAGCAACUUUGGGCAGACCCCCUGUCAGCUGCUGAAGGAGCCACAUCCAGCUCGGCUCUCAGCUGAGGAAGCAGCCCAACGCCUUGCACGUCUGGACACUAAUUCACCUAGCAUCUUCCAGCACCUGGACCAGCUCAAAGCCUUCUUCGCAGAGGUCAUCAGUGAUGGUGUGCCCCUGGUGCUGGCCCUGGUUCCGCACAGGCAACUCCACUCCUUCAUGACCCAAGACCUGUUGGUGACUGUGAGUGCCAAUGGGCUGCUGGGUACCCACGGCUGGUUACCCUACGACCGUAACAUAAGCAAUUACUUCAGGUUCAUCAAAGACUCCACCAAGGUGCAGCGAGUGCUGAGUGGCCCGUGGGUACCAGGCAGUGGCGUGAGUGGGCAAGCCCUGGCAGUGGACCCCGAUGGAAAGCUGCUGUUCAGUGGUGGCCACUGGGAUGGCAGCCUGCGAGUGACGGCGCUCCCCCGGGGCAAGCUCUUGAGCCAGCUCAACCGCCACCUCGACAUAGUGACCUGCCUUGCACUGGACACCUGUGGCAUCUACCUCAUCUCAGGCUCCCGGGACACUACGUGCAUGGUGUGGCGGCUCCUGCAGGGUGGUCUCUCGGCGGGGCUGGCAUCAAAGCCUGUGCAGGUCCUAUACGGGCACGAGGCUGCAGUGAGCUGUGUGGCCAUCAGCACUGAACUCGACAUGGCUGUGUCUGGAUCCGAGGACGGAACUGUGAUCAUCCACACUGUACGCCGUGGCCAGUUCGUGGCAGCACUACGGCCCCCAGGAGCCAUGUUGCCCGGACCUGUGUCCCACCUGGCUCUGGGGUCUGAGGGCCAGAUUGUGGUACAGAGCGCGGCUCGGGAACGCCUGGGGGCUCAGGUCACCUACUCCCUGCACCUGUACUCAGUGAAUGGGAGGUUGCGGGCGUCACUGCCCCUGGUAGAGCAGCCCACAGCCCUGGCAGUGACAGAGGACUUUGUUCUGCUGGGCACAGCCCAGUGUGCCCUGCACAUCCUCCACCUGAACAACCUGCUCCCGGCCGCGCCUCCCUUGCCCAUGAAGGUGCCCAUCCGCAGCGUGGCUGUGACCAAGGAGCGCAGCCACGUGCUGGUUGGCCUGGAGGACGGCAAGCUUAUCGUGGUGGGCGCGGGGCAGCCCUCUGAGGUGCGCAGCAGCCAGUUCGCGCGGAAGCUGUGGCGGUCCUCACGGCGCAUCUCGCAGGUGUCCUCCGGGGAAACAGAGUACAAACCUGGAGAGGCCCGCUGACAGCCUGCCCCGCCCCACUGCGCAGGCUCCGCUCCCAGCGGGCUCCGCCUCGGGAGGACCCGCCCAGGGGUCCGCGAAGCCUACGGUCCGCACUCUUGGGGGUGGGCGGAGUCCCACCCUCGUCCAGCUCAGGGAUUGGUGGACGGUGUCACUCCAGGAAGUCCCGCCUCUCGCCGGCAGAGAGCUGCCCGGAGUCCCAACACUGGAGGCCUCGGCGCCCGCACAGCACUUUUUGCACAACCUGGGACGGGGAACACAGCUUCCCAAGACCCCUGUCCCGGCAGAGCACGGGGACCGGGCUGUGGCCUUAAUCCCUAAGGCGGACCCCGCUCUCCCAUUCUCGGCAAUAAACCUGGCCUAGUUUUGUA